Messenger RNA from Pantherophis guttatus, 22349 nucleotides. The record is from RefSeq and is a predicted model, not a curated record. NCBI's taxonomy places the organism in Eukaryota, Metazoa, Chordata, Lepidosauria, Squamata, Colubridae.
AAUCUUCCAUCAGCUUGGCUGGUCCCUGCAAGGAGGAGUUGCAUCCGCCGCACCACUCCCUUUCUCUGCAAUGACCUAAAGCAGCAGCUCUGCAAGGCUAUGAACAAGCAAGUAAGCAAUGCAGAGCCGACCUGAACCACUUGGGGCUCGUCUUUUUUUGUUCUGCCGACUGGGGACUGUGUCAGCAGUUGAUUCCGACCAAGCUGCACUUUUAGUGCAUUCCAGAAAAAAACAACCACACACUCAACGCUUCUAUCUUCUGUACUGGGAGUGAUUCUUCAAGGCAGCCUUUCUCAAAGGAACCAGAGAAGCUGUCUCUUCUCUUCUCUCCUCUCUUCUCUUUCUCUCUGUUAUUGCUGUGCCAACCUAAUCCACCAAGAUGUGUGACUGCUUUCAUCUCGUACUUCCUAACUGGCAAGGAUCUCCAGCCAGUGCAUCAGGUAGACAGCUGAGACCCGACGAUACAGAGGCCGAUGGUGAGGCCGAUGCAGAAGAUGAUUCUAUCAGUGAAGUGACAACCGAAAGUGUAAGACCUAGGCCACAAGGCUCUUCUCCAGUGUAUGAAUAUUGCAUAGAAGAUGAAUAUUUUAACAAAAAGCUUCAGCAAGAUAUAGAGAACAGACAAAGAAGAGACUCCACCUUCAAAAUGAGUGAUUCACAGGAAUCUAUGGAAGUGACAUUACAAACGGAAGUGGAAUCUGGUGCAAGUGGAUUCAGUGUAGCUGGUGGGGGAGCCGAAGGAAUAUUUGUGAAGCAAGUGCUCAAGGAGUCCCCAGCAUCAAACCUAUUUAGUCUAAGAGAAGGAGAUCAACUGUUGAGUGCCACAAUCUUUUUUGAUAAUAUCAAAUAUGAAGAUGCACUUAAAAUACUACAGUAUUCUGAACCAUACAAAAUACAGUUCAAUCUUAAAAGAAAACUUGUUGGGAAAGAUGAGCUGGAAGCAAUGCAUUCUGCAACACAGUCCAAAAAGGAAAAAUUAAGUCAGGGAAUGGAUACAAUGGAAAUAUCGGAGAAGACAAUCUCAGAGGGAGAUAAAACAAACUUAAUUGUAAAACAAAGAGUGGGAAGACCAAAAAGAACCAAAAAGGAUAGACUCUCGUGGCCAAAAUUCCAGUCCAUUAAGGGAAAGAAGAUUUUGGGACACAGAAGAUCUCGAAGUACAUCAGAUGCAUAUGAACAUGGAAUUCCAGAUGUUUCUCCUACAAGCACAGAUACAGAAUCACAAUUCCAGCCAGAAGAAAUUCAUGGAAAAAUUAAAAAACAAAGCCAAAAGAAACUAAAGUUUCCAACUAUUGGAUUUAAGAUGCACAAAAGUAAACAAGAACCAUAUGAAAUAAAUCCAUUCAAAGAAUAUGAAGAUGGUACUGCUGUGGAACUCUCAGAUAUAAUGACAAGAGAGUAUACUUCAUUAGAUGUAGAUAGAAAACCAAAAGAAAAAGAGCCAAAAAGAGAUGUAUCAGAUGCAGUAUUUCCACUUCCACAACAUACAAGAAAAUAUCCUGAUGUUGAACUAACUCUUACAAAAUCCAAAGAGAAGAAAUUAAAAACCAAUAUAGAAUUUACAAAACAAGAACCUACAGUUACAACAACACAGAUGAAAACAGCAGUAAUUCAAACAAAAGACAUUACAGACUCUCAGAUCAAAGUUUCACAAAAUAUACCAAAAAUGAGGAAAAAAAAGCAAAAAGAUUCAAAAGUACAAAUUGAAACCCAAUAUCAGAAAGAGGAAAAAGGAAAAGAAAUAAAUAUUGCUAGCAAGUAUGCCUUGCCACAAACUGAAGCUUCCAAAGUUGAGAUGGACAUCAAAAUACCUAAAAUGGAUUUCUCCAUUCCCAAAGCUGACCAUAAGGCUACCAAACCUGAGCUUAAGAUGGGAGAAAUUACUGCUGAUAUAAUCAUUUCAGAAUUUGACAUAAAGUCAACAGCAGGCCAGGGAAUUUUGGAAUUGAAAACAACAGACCAAGAUGAAAUUCCUGCAGAUGGCUCAGCCAUUACACUGGAAGAUGACGAAACUAAGUUCAAAAUGUUAAAAUUGCAAAUGCCCAUAUUUGGGAUAUCACUUCCCAAAGAAAAAGGUAUUCCACAGGGAGAACUUUCCAUAUCUUCCAUGGAAACAGACUUCCCCAAAACUGGACUGAAAACGGAACUCAAAACUGCAGAGAUUGAAGCUGACAUUAAGUUGACAGAAGUGGAGAUAAAGGCCCCCAAUCUGGAUGUGGAGAUAGGAGAGAAGAGCAAAAUCAAAAUGCCUGCACUGAAGAUGCCUAGCGUAAAGGUCGCCAAACUCAAAGCACCAGAAGAAGGGAUCUUCCUGCCAAAGGUGGAAGCUGAUGUCACCCUUCCCAAAGCUGAAAUGUCUGAUGCUUCAGCAGCCAUAAAAUUGCCAGAGGCUGAAGGCACCAUCGAUGGGGGAGGACUGAAGAUACACAAGCCAAAGUUCAAGAUGCCCAGCAUGGGAUUCUCUAAACCAGACAUCAAGAGCCCUAAAGUUGAUGUGGAUGUCAGUAUGCCUAAAGUGGACGUUUCUCUUCCCAAAGCUGAGCUCCACGUUGAGAAACCUGAAGUGAAAGGAGGAGAUAUUACCAUAUCAGCACCAGAAGUAAAGAUUCCCACAGGCUCAGCCAGCCUGGAACUCAAAGCUCCCGAAGUAGAUGUAGAAGCUCCUUCUGGAAAGAUUUCUAUGCAGGGCCCCGAUGUUAAGCUGGAAAGCGGGGAUAGGAAGUUCCAAAUGCCCAAGUUCCAUAUACCCAAAUUUGGAAUUUCACUGCCCAAAGGGAAAGGUAUCGCAGAGGCAGAAAUCAGCGUACCUUCUAUGGAAGCAGACCUGCCCAAGACAGAAUUGAAAGCAGACGUGACACUGCCCUCAGCUGAGUUUAAGACCGAUCUUAAGCUUCCAGAAGUAGAGGUAGAUGCUUCUAGCUUGGACGUGGAGAUUGGAGAUGCAGGCAAAAUCAAAAUGCCUGAAGUGAAGAUGCCUAGCGUAAAGGUCCCCAAGCUCAAAGGGCCAGAAGUAGGGAUCUCCCUGCCAAAGGUUGAGACUGAUGUCACCCUUCCUAAAGGAAAAGCUGAAGUGCCUGAUGCGGAAGUGGGCAUAAAAUUGCCAGAGGCUGAAGGCACCAUCGACGGGGGAGGACUGAAGAUACAUAUGCCAAAGUUCAGGAUGCCCAGCAUGGGAUUCUCCAAACCAGACAUCAAGGGCCCCAAAGUCGAUGUAGAUGUCAGUAUACCUAAAGUUUCUCUUCCCGAAGCUGAGCUCCACAUUGAGAAACCUGAGGUGACGGGAGGAGAUAUUACCAUAUCAGCACCAGAAGUAAAGAUUCCCACAGGCUCAGCCAGCCUGGAACUCAAAGCUCCCGAAGUAGAUGUAGAAGCUCCUUCUGGAAAGGUUUCUGUGCAGGGCCCCGAUGUUAAGCUGGAAAGUGGGGAGAGGAAGUUCCAAAUGCCCAAGUUCCAUAUGCCCAAAUUUGGAAUGUCACUGCCCAAAGGGAAAGGUGUCCCAGAGGCAGAAAUCAGCGUACCCUCUAUGGAAGCAGAGCUUCAAAAGACAGCAUUGAAAGCAGAAGUGACCCUGCCCUCUGCUGAGCUUGAAACCGAUUUUAAGCUUCCAAAAGUGGAGGUAGCUGCCCCUAGAUUGGACGUGGAGAUUGGAGAUGCAGGCAAAAUCAAAAUGCCCGAAGUGAAGAUGCCUAGCAUGACGGUCCCCAAGCUCAAAGGGCCAGAAGUAGGGAUCUCCCUGCCAAAGGUUGAGACUGAUGUCACCCUUCCCAAAGGAAAAGUGUCUGAUGCGGCAGCAACUGUAAAAUUGCCAGAGGCUGAAGGCACCAUCGAUGGGGGAGGACUGAAAAUGCAUAUGCCAAAGUUCAGGAUGCCCAGCAUGGGAUUCUCUAAACCAGACAUCAAGGGCCCCAAAGGUCGAUGUGGAUGUCAGUAGCCUAAAUUUUCUAUUCCUGAAGCUGAGCUCCACAUUGAGAAACCUGAAGUGAAGGGAAGAGACAUAACCAUAUCAGCACCAGAAGUAAAGAUUCCCACAGGCUCAGCCAGCCUGGAACUCAAAGCUCCCGAAGUAGAUGUAGAGGCUCCUUCUGGAAAGAUUUCUGUGCAGGGCCCUGAUGUUAAGCUGGAAAGGGGAGAAACUACAUUCAAAAUUCCCAAGUUCCAUAUGCCCAAGUUUGGAAUUUCAGUGUCCCAAGGGAAAGGUAUCCCAGAGGAAGAAGUCACUGUAUCAUCUAUGGAAGUGGACCUCACCCAAACAGAACUGGAAACAGAAGUCACAGUGCCCUCUGUAGGGUUACAAAGUGACAUUAAAGUCCCAGAUAUGGAAGUAGUGGACCCCAGCGUGGAUAUGGAAGUUGAAUAUGAUGGCAAAAUCAAAAUGCCUGGAUUGAAGAUGCCUAGUAUCAAGGUUCCCAAGCUCAAAGGGCCAGAAGUAGGGAUCUCCCUACCAAAAGUUGAAGCAGAUGUCUCCCUUCCCAAAGGAAAAAUGUCUGAUGGAGCAGCGGUUGUAAAAUUGCCAGAGGCUGAAGGCACCAUCGACGGGGGAAGACUGAAGAUACACAUGCCAAAGUUCAAGAUGCCCAGUAUGGGAUUCUCCAAACCAGACAUCAAAGGCCCCAAAGUCGAUGUGGAUGUCAGUAGGCCUAAGGUCGACAUUUGUCUUCCUGAAGCUGAGCUCCAUGCUGACAAACGACAGAUACAGAAACUCCAUCAAGUAAGGUUUUUUCUGCAGGGUCCUGAUGUUAUGCUUGAAAGAGAGGAUACUACAUUCAAAAUUUCAAAAUUCCGAAUGCCCAAAUUUGGAAUUUCAUUGCCCAAAGGGAAAGAUGUCCCAGAGGCAGAAAUCAGCGUAUCUUCUGUGGAAGAAGAACUGCCCAAGACAGCAUUGAAAAUGGAAGUCACACUGCCCGCUGCGGACCUUAAAACUGAUCUUAAGCUUCCAGAAAUAGAGGUAGAUGCUCCUAGCUUGGACGUGGAGAUUGGAGAUGCGGGCAAAAUCAAAAUGCCUGAAGUGAAGAUACCUAGUGUGAAGGUCCCCAAACUAAAAGGGCCAGAAGUAGGGAUCUCCCUGCCAAAGGUUGAGACUGAUGUCACCCUUCCUAAAGGAAAAGCUGAAGUGCCUGAUGCGGAAGUGGGCAUAAAAUUGCCAGAGGCUGAAGGCACCAUCGAUGGGGGAGGACUGAAGAUACACAAGCCAAAGUUCAAGAUGCCCAGCAUGGGAUUCUCUAAACCAGACAUCAAGGGCCCCAAAGUUGAUGUGGAUGUCAGUAUGCCUAAAGUGGACGUUUCUCUUCCCAAAGCUGAGCUCCAGGUUGAGAAACCGGAAGUGAAGGGAGGAGAUAUUACCAUAUCAGCACCAGAAGUAAAGAUUCCCACAGGCUCAGCCAGCCUGGAACUCAAAGCUCCCGAAGUAGAUGUAGAGGCUCCUUCUGGAAAGAUUUCUGUGCAGGGCCCCGAUGUUAAGCUGGAAAGCGGGGAUAGGAAGUUCCAAAUGCCCAAGUUCCAUAUGCCCAAAUUUGGAAUGUCACUGCCCAAGGGGAAAGGUGUCCCAGAGGCAGAAAUCAGCGGACCUUCUGUGGAAGGAGAACUGCCCAAGACAGCAUUGAAAAUGGAAGUCACACUGCCUGCUGCGGACCUUAAAACUGAUCUUAAGCUUCCAGAAGUAGAGGCAGAUGCUCCUAGCUUGGACGUGGAGAUUGGAGAUGCGGGCAAAAUCAAAAUGCCAGAAGUGAAGAUGCCUAGUGUGAAGGUCCCCAAGCUCAAAGGGCCAGAAGUAGGGAUCUCCAUGCCAAAGGUUGAGACUGAUGUCACCCUUCCUAAAGGAAAAGCUGAAGUGCCUGAUGCGGAAGUGGGCAUAAAAUUGCCAGAGGCUGAAGGCACUAUCGAUGGGGGAGGACUGAAGAUACACAAGCCAAAGUUCAAGAUGCCCAGCAUGGGAUUCUCUAAACCAGACAUCAAGGGCCCCAAAGUCGAUGUGGAUGUCAGUAUGCCUAAAGUGGAUGUUUCUCUUCCCAAAACUGAGCUCCACGUUGAGAAACCUGAAGUGAAGGAAGGAGAUAUUACCAUAUCAGCACCAGAAGUAAAGAUUCCCACAGGCUCAGCCAGCCUGGAACUCAAAGCUCCCGAAGUAGAUGUAGAAGCUCCUUCUGGAAAGAUUUCUGUGCAGGAGUUCCAAAUGCCCAAGUUCCAUAUGCCCAAAUUUGGAAUGUCACUGCCCAAGGGGAAAGGUGUCCCAGAGGCAGAAAUCAGCAUACCUUCUGUGGAAGGAGAACUGCCGAAGACAGCAUUGAAAAUGGAAGUCACACUGCCUGCUGCGGACCUUAAAACUGAUCUUAAGCUUCCAGAAGUAGAGGCAGAUGCUCCUAGCUUGGACGUGGAGAUUGGAGAUGUGGGCAAAAUCAAAAUGCCCGAAGUGAAGAUGCCUAGUGUGAAGGUCCCCAAGCUCAAAGGGCCAGAAGUAGGGAUCUCCAUGCCAAAGGUUGAGACUGAUGUCACCCUUCCUAAAGGAAAAGCUGAAGUGCCUGAUGCGGAAGUGGGCAUAAAAUUGCCAGAGGCUGAGGGCACUAUCGAUGGGGGAGGACUGAAGAUACACAAGCCAAAGUUCAAGAUGCCCAGCAUGGGAUUCUCUAAACCAGACAUCAAGGGCCCCAAAGUCGAUGUGGAUGUCAGUAUGCCUAAAGUGGAUGUUUCUCUUCCCAAAACUGAGCUCCACGUUGAGAAACCUGAAGUGAAGGGAGGAGAUAUUACCAUAUCAGCACCAGAAGUAAAGAUUCCCACAGGCUCAGCCAGCCUGGAACUCAAAGCUCCCGAAGUAGAUGUAGAGGCUCCUUCUGGAAAGAUUUCUGUGCAGGGCCCUGAUGUUAAGCUGGAAAGCGGGGAUAGGAAGUUCCAAAUGCCCAAGUUCCAUAUGCCCAAAUUUGGAAUGUCACUGCCCAAGGGGAAAGGUGUCCCAGAGGCAGAAAUCAGCGGACCUUCUGUGGAAGGAGAACUGCCCAAGACAGCAUUGAAAAUGGAAGUCACACUGCCUGCUGCGGACCUUAAAACUGAUCUUAAGCUUCCAGAAGUAGAGGCAGAUGCUCCUAGCUUGGACGUGGAGAUUGGAGAUCCUAGUGUGAAGGUCCCCAAGCUCAAAGGGCCAGAAGUAGGGAUCUCCAUGCCAAAGGUUGAGACUGAUGUCACCCUUCCUAAAGGAAAAGCUGAAGUGCCUGAUGCGGAAGUGGGCAUAAAAUUGCCAGAGGCUGAGGGCACUAUCGAUGGGGGAGGACUGAAGAUACACAAGCCAAAGUUCAAGAUGCCCAGCAUGGGAUUCUCUAAACCAGACAUCAAGGGCCCCAAAGUCGAUGUGGAUGUCAGUAUGCCUAAAGUGGAUGUUUCUCUUCCCAAAACUGAGCUCCACGUUGAGAAACCUGAAGUGAAGGGAGGAGAUAUUACCAUAUCAGCACCAGAAGUAAAGAUUCCCACAGGCUCAGCCAGCCUGGAACUCAAAGCUCCCGAAGUAGAUGUAGAGGCUCCUUCUGGAAAGAUUUCUGUGCAGGGCCCCGAUGUUAAGCUGGAAAGCGGGGAUAGGAAGUUCCAAAUGCCCAAGUUCCAUAUGCCCAAAUUUGGAAUGUCACUGCCCAAGGGGAAAGGUGUCCCAGAGGCAGAAAUCAGCGGACCUUCUGUGGAAGGAGAACUGCCCAAGACAGCAUUGAAAAUGGAAGUCACACUGCCUGCUGCGGACCUUAAAACUGAUCUUAAGCUUCCAGAAGUAGAGGCAGAUGCUCCUAGCUUGGACGUGGAGAUUGGAGAUGCGGGCAAAAUCAAAAUGCCAGAAGUGAAGAUGCCUAGUGUGAAGGUCCCCAAGCUCAAAGGGCCAGAAGUAGGGAUCUCCAUGCCAAAGGUUGAGACUGAUGUCACCCUUCCUAAAGGAAAAGCUGAAGUGCCUGAUGCGGAAGUGGGCAUAAAAUUGCCAGAGGCUGAGGGCACUAUCGAUGGGGGAGGACUGAAGAUACACAAGCCAAAGUUCAAGAUGCCCAGCAUGGGAUUCUCUAAACCAGACAUCAAGGGCCCCAAAGUCGAUGUGGAUGUCAGUAUGCCUAAAGUGGAUGUUUCUCUUCCCAAAACUGAGCUCCACGUUGAGAAACCUGAAGUGAAGGGAGGAGAUAUUACCAUAUCAGCACCAGAAGUAAAGAUUCCCACAGGCUCAGCCAGCCUGGAACUCAAAGCUCCCGAAGUAGAUGUAGAAGCUCCUUCUGGAAAGAUUUCUGUGCAGGGCCCGAUGUUAAGCUGGAAAGCGGGGAUAGGAAGUUCCAAAUGCCCAAGUUCCAUAUGCCCAAAUUUGGAAUGUCACUGCCCAAGGGGAAAGGUGUCCCAGAGGCAGAAAUCAGCAUACCUUCUGUGGAAGGAGAACUGCCGAAGACAGCAUCUUCCAGAAGUAGAGGCAGAUGCUCCUAGCUUGGACGUGGAGAUUGGAGAUGCAGGCAAAAUCAAAAUGCCCGAAGUGAAGAUGCCUAGUGUGAAGGUCCCCAAGCUCAAAGGGCCAGAAGUAGGGAUCUCCAUGCCAAAGGUUGAGACUGAUGUCACCCUUCCUAAAGGAAAAGCUGAAGUGCCUGAUGCGGAAGUGGGCAUAAAAUUGCCAGAGGCUGAGGGCACUAUCGAUGGGGGAGGACUGAAGAUACACAAGCCAAAGUUCAAGAUGCCCAGCAUGGGAUUCUCUAAACCAGACAUCAAGGGCCCCAAAGUCGAUGUGGAUGUCACUGAAAGCGGGGAUAGGAAGUUCCAAAUGCCCAAGUUCCAUAUGCCCAAAUUUGGAAUGUCACUGCCCAAGGGGAAAGGUGUCCCAGAGGCAGAAAUCAGCGUACCUUCUGUGGAAGGAGAACUGCCGAAGACAGCAUUGAAAAUGGAAGUCACACUGCCUGCUGCGGACCUUAAAACUGAUCUUAAGCUUCCAGAAGUAGAGGCAGAUGCUCCUAGCUUGGACGUGGAGAUUGGAGAUGCGGGCAAAAUCAAAAUGCCCGAAGUGAAGAUGCCUAGUGUGAAGGUCCCCAAGCUCAAAGGGCCAGAAGUAGGGAUCUCCAUGCCAAAGGUUGAGACUGAUGUCACCCUUCCUAAAGGAAAAGCUGAAGUGCCUGAUGCGGAAGUGGGCAUAAAAUUGCCAGAGGCUGAGGGCACUAUCGAUGGGGGAGGACUGAAGAUACACAAGCCAAAGUUCAAGAUGCCCAGCAUGGGAUUCUCUAAACCAGACAUCAAGGGCCCCAAAGUCGAUGUGGAUGUCAGUAUGCCUAAAGUGGAUGUUUCUCUUCCCAAAACUGAGCUCCACGUUGAGAAACCUGAAGUGAAGGGAGGAGAUAUUACCAUAUCAGCACCAGAAGUAAAGAUUCCCACAGGCUCAGCCAGCCUGGAACUCAAAGCUCCCGAAGUAGAUGUAGAAGCUCCUUCUGGAAAGAUUUCUGUGCAGGGCCCCGAUGUUAAGCUGGAAAGCGGGGAUAGGAAGUUCCAAAUGCCCAAGUUCCAUAUGCCCAAAUUUGGAAUGUCACUGCCCAAGGGGAAAGGUGUCCCAGAGGCAGAAAUCAGCGUACCUUCUGUGGAAGGAGAACUGCCGAAGACAGCAUUGAAAAUGGAAGUCACACUGCCUGCUGCGGACCUUAAAACUGAUCUUAAGCUUCCAGAAGUAGAGGCAGAUGCUCCUAGCUUGGACGUGGAGAUUGGAGAUGCGGGUAAAAUCAAAAUGCCUGAAGUGAAGAUGCCUAGUGUGAAGGUCCCCAAGCUCAAAGGGCCAGAAGUAGGGAUCUCCAUGCCAAAGGUUGAGACUGAUGUCACCCUUCCUAAAGGAAAAGCUGAAGUGCCUGAUGCGGAAGUGGGCAUAAAAUUGCCAGAGGCUGAAGGCACUAUCGAUGGGGGAGGACUGAAGAUACACAAGCCAAAGUUCAAGAUGCCCAGCAUGGGAUUCUCUAAACCAGACAUCAAGGGCCCCAAAGUCGAUGUGGAUGUCAGUAUGCCUAAAGUGGAUGUUUCUCUUCCCAAAACUGAGCUCCACGUUGAGAAACCUGAAGUGAAGGGAGGAGAUAUUACCAUAUCAGCACCAGAAGUAAAGAUUCCCACAGGCUCAGCCAGCCUGGAACUCAAAGCUCCCGAAGUAGAUGUAGAAGCUCCUUCUGGAAAGAUUUCUGUGCAGGGCCCCGAUGUUAAGCUGGAAAGCGGGGAUAGGAAGUUCCAAAUGCCCAAGUUCCAUAUGCCCAAAUUUGGAAUGUCACUGCCCAAGGGAAAAGGUGUCCCAGAGGCAGAAAUCAGCGUACCUUCUGUGGAAGGAGAACUGCCCAAGACAGCAUUGAAAAUGGAAGUCACACUGCCUGCUGCGGACCUUAAAACUGAUCUUAAGCUUCCAGAAGUAGAGGCAGAUGCUCCUAGCUUGGACGUGGAGAUUGGAGAUGCGGGCAAAAUCAAAAUGCCAGAAGUGAAGAUGCCUAGUGUGAAGGUCCCCAAGCUCAAAGGGCCAGAAGUAGGGAUCUCCAUGCCAAAGGUUGAGACUGAUGUCACCCUUCCUAAAGGAAAAGCUGAAGUGCCUGAUGCGGAAGUGGGCAUAAAAUUGCCAGAGGCUGAGGGCACUAUCGAUGGGGGAGGACUGAAGAUACACAAGCCAAAGUUCAAGAUGCCCAGCAUGGGAUUCUCUAAACCAGACAUCAAGGGCCCCAAAGUCGAUGUGGAUGUCAGUAUGCCUAAAGUGGAUGUUUCUCUUCCCAAAACUGAGCUCCACGUUGAGAAACCUGAAGUGAAGGGAGGAGAUAUUACCAUAUCAGCACCAGAAGUAAAGAUUCCCACAGGCUCAGCCAGCCUGGAACUCAAAGCUCCCGAAGUAGAUGUAGAAGCUCCUUCUGGAAAGAUUUCUGUGCAGGGCCCCGAUGUUAAGCUGGAAAGCGGGGAUAGGAAGUUCCAAAUGCCCAAGUUCCAUAUGCCCAAAUUUGGAAUGUCACUGCCCAAGGGGAAAGGUGUCCCAGAGGCAGAAAUCAGCAUACCUUCUGUGGAAGGAGAACUGCCGAAGACAGCAUUGAAAAUGGAAGUCACACUGCCCGCUGCGGACCUUAAAACUGAUCUUAAGCUUCCAGAAGUAGAGGCAGAUGCUCCUAGCUUGGACGUGGAGAUUGGAGAUGCGGGCAAAAUCAAAAUGCCCGAAGUGAAGAUGCCUAGUGUGAAGGUCCCCAAGCUCAAAGGGCCAGAAGUAGGGAUCUCCAUGCCAAAGGUUGAGACUGAUGUCACCCUUCCUAAAGGAAAAGCUGAAGUGCCUGAUGCGGAAGUGGGCAUAAAAUUGCCAGAGGCUGAGGGCACUAUCGAUGGGGGAGGACUGAAGAUACACAAGCCAAAGUUCAAGAUGCCCAGCAUGGGAUUCUCUAAACCAGACAUCAAGGGCCCCAAAGUCGAUGUGGAUGUCAGUAUGCCAAAAGUGGAUGUUUCUCUUCCCAAAACUGAGCUCCACGUUGAGAAACCUGAAGUGAAGGGAGGAGAUAUUACCAUAUCAGCACCAGAAGUAAAGAUUCCCACAGGCUCAGCCAGCCUGGAACUCAAAGCUCCCGAAGUAGAUGUAGAAGCUCCUUCUGGAAAGAUUUCUGUGCAGGGCCCCGAUGUUAAGCUGGAAUGCGGGGAUAGGAAGUUCCAAAUGCCCAAGUUCCAUAUGCCCAAAUUUGGAAUGUCACUGCCCAAGGGGAAAGGUGUCCCAGAGGCAGAAAUCAGCGUACCUUCUGUGGAAGGAGAACUGCCGAAGACAGCAUUGAAAAUGGAAGUCACACUGCCCGCUGCGGACCUUAAAACUGAUCUUAAGCUUCCAGAAGUAGAGGCAGAUGCUCCUAGCUUGGACGUGGAGAUUGGAGAUGCAGGUAAAAUCAAAAUGCCUGAAGUGAAGAUGCCUAGUGUGAAGGUCCCCAAGCUCAAAGGGCCAGAAGUAGGGAUCUCCAUGCCAAAGGUUGAGACUGAUGUCACCCUUCCUAAAGGAAAAGCUGAAGUGCCUGAUGCGGAAGUGGGCAUAAAAUUGCCAGAGGCUGAAGGCACUAUCGAUGGGGGAGGACUGAAGAUACACAAGCCAAAGUUCAAGAUGCCCAGCAUGGGAUUCUCUAAACCAGACAUCAAGGGCCCCAAAGUCGAUGUGGAUGUCAGUAUGCCUAAAGUGGAUGUUUCUCUUCCCAAAACUGAGCUCCACAUUGAGAAACCUGAAGUGAAGGGAGGAGAUAUUACCAUAUCAGCACCAGAAGUAAAGAUUCCCACAGGCUCAGCCAGCCUGGAACUCAAAGCUCCCGAAGUAGAUGUAGAAGCUCCUUCUGGAAAGAUUUCUGUGCAGGGCCCCGAUGUUAAGCUGGAAAGCGGGGAUAGGAAGUUCCAAAUGCCCAAGUUCCAUAUGCCCAAAUUUGGAAUGUCACUGCCCAAAGGAAAAGGUGUCCCAGAGGCAGAAAUCAGCGUACCUCCUGUGGAAGGAGAACUGCCCAAGACAGCAUUGAAAAUGGAAGUCACACUGCCCGCUGCGGACCUUAAAACUGAUCUUAAGCUUCCAGAAGUAGAGGUAGAUGCUCCUAGCUUGGACGUGGAGAUUGGAGAUGCGGGCAAAAUCAAAAUGCCCGAAGUGAAGAUGCCUAGUGUGAAGGUCCCAAGCUCAAAGUGCCAGAAUUGCCAGAGGCUGAAGGCACCAUCGAUGGGAGGACUGAAGAUACACAAGCCAAAGUUCAAGAUGCCCAGCAUGGGAUUCUCUAAACCAGACAUCAAGGGCCCCAAAGUCGAUGUGGAUGUCAGUAUGCCUAAAGUGGACGUUUCUCUUCCAAAAGCUGAGCUCCACGUUGAGAAACCUGAAGUGAAGGGAGGAGAUAUUACCAUAUCAGCACCAGAAGUAAAGAUUCCCACAGGCUCAGCCAGCCUGGAACUCAAAGCUCCCGAAGUAGAUGUAGAAGCUCCUUCUGGAAAGAUUUCUGUGCAGGGCCCCGAUGUUAAGCUGGAAAGUGGGGAUAGGAAGUUCCAAAUGCCCAAGUUCCAUAUGCCCAAAUUUGGAAUGUCACUGCCCAAGGGGAAAGGUGUCCCAGAGGCAGAAAUCAGCGUACCUUCUGUGGAAGGAGAACUGCCCAAGACAGCAUUGAAAAUGGAAGUCACACUGCCUGCUGCGGACCUUAAAACUGAUCUUAAGCUUCCAGAAGUAGAGGUAGAUGCUCCUAGCUUGGACGUGGAGAUUGGAGAUGCGGGCAAAAUCAAAAUGCCCAAAGUGAAGAUGCCUAGUGUGAAGGUCCCCAAGCUCAAAGGGCCAGAAGUAGGGAUCUCCAUGCCAAAGGUUGAGACUGAUGUCACCCUUCCUAAAGGAAAAGCUGAAGUGCCUGAUGCGGAAGUGGGCAUAAAAUUGCCAGAGGCUGAAGGCACUAUCGAUGGGGGAGGACUGAAGAUACACAAGCCAAAGUUCAAGAUGCCCAGCAUGGAUUCUCUAAACCAGACAUCAAGGGCCCCAAAGUCGAUGUGGAUGUCAGUAUGCCUAAAGUGGAUGUUUCUCUUCCAAAAAGAGCUCCACGUUGAGAAACCUGAAGUGAAGGGAGGAGAUAUUACCAUAUCAGCACCAGAAGUAAAGAUUCCCACAGGCUCAGCCAGCCUGGAACUCAAAGCUCCCGAAGUAGAUGUAGAAGCUCCUUCUGGAAAGAUUUCUGUGCAGGGCCCCGAUGUUAAGCUGGAAAGCGGGGAUAGGAAGUUCCAAAUGCCCAAGUUCCAUAUGCCCAAAUUUGGAAUGUCACUGCCCAAGGGGAAAGGUGUCCCAGAGGCAGAAAUCAGCGUACCUUCUGUGGAAGGAGAACUGCCCAAGACAGCAUUGAAAAUGGAAGUCACACUGCCUGCUGCGGACCUUAAAACUGAUCUUAAGCUUCCAGAAGUAGAGGUAGAUGCUCCUAGCUUGGACGUGGAAAUUGGAGAUGCGGGCAAAAUCAAAAUGCCAGAAGUGAAGAUGCCUAGUGUGAAGGUCCCCAAGCUCAAAGGGCCAGAAGUAGGGAUCUCCAUGCCAAAGGUUGAGACUGAUGUCACCCUUCCUAAAGGAAAAGCUGAAGUGCCUGAUGCGGAAGUGGGCAUAAAAUUGCCAGAGGCUGAAGGCACUAUCGAUGGGGGAGGACUGAAGAUACACAAGCCAAAGUUCAAGAUGCCCAGCAUGGGAUUCUCUAAACCAGACAUCAAGGGCCCCAAAGUCGAUGUGGAUGUCAGUAUGCCUAAAGUGGAUGUUUCUCUUCCCAAAACUGAGCUCCACAUUGAGAAACCUGAAGUGAAGGGAGGAGAUAUUACCAUAUCAGCACCAGAAGUAAAGAUUCCCACAGGCUCAACCAGCCUGGAACUCAAAGCUCCAGUAGAUGUAGAAGCUCCUUCUGGAAAGAUUUCUGUGCAGGGCCCCGAUGUUAAGCUGGAAAGCGGGGAUAGGAAGUUCCAAAUGCCCAAGUUCCAUAUGCCCAAAUUUGGAAUGUCACUGCCCAAGGGGAAAGGUGUCCCAGAGGCAGAAAUCAGCAUACCUUCUGUGGAAGGAGAACUGCCCAAGACAGCAUUGAAAAUGGAACACACACUGCCCGCUGCGGACCUUAAAACUGAUCUUAAGCUUCCAGAAGUAGAGGCAGAUACUCCUAGCUUGGACGUGGAAAUUGGAGAUGCGGGCAAAAUCAAAAUGCCAGAAGUGAAGAUGCCUAGUGUGAAGGUCCCCAAGCUCAAAGGGCCAGAAGUAGGGAUCUCCAUGCCAAAGGUUGAGACUGAUGUCACCCUUCCUAAAGGAAAAGCUGAAGUGCCUGAUGCGGAAGUGGGCAUAAAAUUGCCAGAGGCUGAAGGCACUAUCGAUGGGGGAGGACUGAAGAUACACAAGCCAAAGUUCAAGAUGCCCAGCAUGGGAUUCUCUAAACCAGACAACAAGGGCCCCAAAGUCGAUGUGGAUGUCAGUAUGCCUAAAGUGGAUGUUUCUCUUCCCAAAACUGAGCUCCACGUUGAGAAACCUGAAGUGAAGGGAGGAGAUAUUACCAUAUCAGCACCAGAAGUAAAGAUUCCCACAGGCUCAGCCAGCCUGGAACUCAAAGCUCCCGAAGUAGAUGUAGAGCUCCUUCUGGAAAGAUUUCUGCAGGGCCCUGAUGUUAAGCUGGAAAGCGGGGAUAGGAAGUUCCAAAUGCCCAGGUUCCAUAUGCCCAAAUUUGGAAUGUCACUGCCCAAGGGGAAAGGUGUCCCAGAGGCAGAAAUCAGCAUACCUUCUGUGGAAGGAGAACUGCCGAAGACAGCAUUGAAAAUGGAAGUCACACUGCCCGCUGCGGACCUUAAAACUGAUCUUAAGCUUCCAGAAGUAGAGGUACAUGCUCCUAGGUUGGACGUGGAGAUUGGAGAUGAAGGCAAAAUCAAAAUGCCUGAAGUGAAGAUGCCUAGUGUGAAGGUCCCCAAGCUCAAAGGACCAGAAGUAGGGAUCUCCCUGCCAAAGGUUGAGACUGAUGGUCCCAAAGUCGAUGUGGAUGUCAGUAUGCCUAAAGUGGACGUUUCUGUUCCCAAAGCUGAGCUCCACAUUGAGAAACCUGAGGGGAAGGGAGGAGAUACUACCAUACCAGCACCAGAAGUAAAGAUUCCAACGGGCUCAGCCAGCCUGGAACUCAAAGCUCCCGAAGUAGAACGUAGAAGCUCCUUCUGGAAAGAUGAAGUUCAAAUGCCCAAGUUCCAUAUGCCCAAAUUUGGAAUGUCACUGCCCAAAGGGAAAGGUGUCCCAGAGGCAGAAAUCACUGUACCUUCUAUGGAAGCAGACCUGCCCAAGACAGAAUUGGAAGGGGAAGUGAUACUGCCUUCUGCUGAGCUUGAGUCCGAUCUUAAGCUUCCAAAAAUGGAGGUAGAUGCCCCUAGUUUGGACGUAGAGAUUGGAGAUAAGGGUAAAAUCAAAAUGCCUGAAGUGAAGGUGCCUAGCAUCAAGGUCCCAAAGCUCAAAGGGUCAGAAAUAGGGAUCUCCCUGCCAACGGUUGAGACUGACAUCACCCUUCCCAAAGGAAAAGCUGAAGUGUCUGAUGGUGCAGGGGCUGUAAAAUUGCCAGAGGCUGAAGGCACUAUCGACGGGGGAGGACUGAAGAUACACAUGCCAAAGUUCAAAAUGCCCAGUAUGGGAUUCUCUAAACCAGACAUCAAGGGCCCCAAAGUCGAUGUGGAUGUCAGUAUGCCUAAAGUGGAUGUUUCUCGUCCCGAAGUUGAGCUCCACGUCAAGAAACCUGAGGUGAAGGGAGGAGAUAUUACCAUAUCAGCACCAGAAGUAAAGUUUCCAACUGGCUCAGCUGGCCUGGAAUUGAAAGCUUCUGAAGUAGACGUAGAGGCUCCUUCUGGAAAGAUUUCUGUGCAGGGCCCCGAUGUUAAGCUGGAAAGUGGGGAUAGAAAGUUCCAAAUGCCCAAGUUCCAUAUGCCCAAAUUUGGAAUGUCACUGCCCAAAGGGAAAGGUGUCCCAGAGGCAGAAAUCAGCGUACCUUCUGUGGAAGCAGAGCUGCCAAAGACAGCAUUGAAAUCGGAAGUGACACUGCCCUCUGCUGAGCUUGAGGCCAAUCUUAAGCUUCCAAAAGUGGAGGUAGAUGUCCCUAGUUUGGACGUGGAGAUUGGAGAUGUGGGCAAAAUGAAAAUGCCUGAAGUGAAGUUGCCUAGUGUCAAGCCCCCCAAGCUCACUGCACCAGAAGUGGGCAUCUCCCUUCAAAACGUUGAGGCAGAUGUCUCCCUUCCCAAAGGUAAAGCUGAACUGCCUGAUUCUGAGGCUGCCAGCAAAGUGGCGGAAGCAGAAGGUAGUCGUGAGAAAGGCAGGAUGAAAAUACACAUGCCAAAGUUCAAGAUGCCCAGUAUGGGAUUCUCCAAAUCUGAUAUCAAGGGCCCCAAAAUAGAUUCAGAUGACAGCAUGCCUGAUGUACACACCUCUCUUCCAAAAGUUGAGGUCAGCACUACAAAACCCCAGCUCAAGAAAGAUGAUUUCGAGGGUGACAUCAGAAUAGCAGCCCCUGAAGUAAAGAUUCCAUGGGUCCCAGUCACUGUGGAGCUGCAAGCUCCCGACGUAGAAGUACAAGCUUCUUCAGGAAAAGUUCCAGAUAUUGCUGUAGGCCUGUCCAAGGACGUUGAUGUUCCCCAGCUGAAAACAACAACGGAUAUUAUUGAUAUUGCAGUGGAAGCUACAACAUUUGAAAUGGAGUCUGAUGUACUUGGUGAAAAAAAGGAUGUUUUGGAACAGAAAAUAAAAAUGCCCCAAAUUAUUAGAGCUGAUGUGAAGACUGCAGCAGUAGGCAUACCAUCUGUUGAUAUUUCUGUCACACAGUCAGAGGUAAGCACUCAGGAUUUACAUGGUGCAGCUAAGGAAGCUAAGGGACAGAUAACUAAGAGAGGAAGUUUAGAUGGAGAAGAAAAAGGACAUUUCAAAAUGCCUAAAUUCAAAUUGCCCUCAUUGAGCUGGUCCCCUAAAAAGGAAGCGAGCCUUAAAACAAAUAUAAAAGAACCUCUGGAAGAAUCUCAUCUUGGCAUAGUAUCAGAUGAUAUGGGCACAGAACUAAAAGUAACUCUUUCGGAAGAUCAAGGAGUUCAUAUUGAUGGAAAUGUAGACAUAGCCACCAAAAAAGGUCAAGUAAAAAGACCUCAUUUAAUUAUGCCCAAAAUUUCACUGUCUAAGACAAAGCUACCAAAAGCAGAGGUAGAUAUAGUAGUGGAAGGUGAUGGAGCUUUGGUGCAAAUACCUGACAUAGAAAGCAGUUUUACGACAAGAAAAGUAGAGGAAACAGAAAUAAGUGUAAAAAUGCUGAAAGGUGAAAUCAAAGAAAUCAAAACAUUCCAGACAGAUACAGAUAUCAGCUUACCCAAAACUGAUAUUAAGGUGUCCAUGACAAAAAGUUCAUUUGAACAGGAAUGUUUAGAAACAGAGUUCAAAGGUGACAUUUGUAUGGACAGUGCAAGUAUGAAAUUUGAUGGUACAGAGGGGGAGUUUAGGAUGCCAAAACUGAAAAUGCCAAAGUUUGGCAUUUCAGAUCUGUCAGAAAAUGAAAUUUCAGAUCUGUCAGGCAGUGGAAUCACUUUAUCAAAACCUGAAUCUGAUGCCUCUCAGCUUCAAAUGACUACAGAAUCUGGUGAACUUGGUGGGAAAGCUCAGCCCUUACAAGUUAAAAGUGAUGAAGGAAUUUCCGAUGAAAUUCAGACUGAGGAAUCUCAGAGUUGGUUUAAAAUGCCCAAAUUCAAAAUGCCUUCAUUUGGUCGAACUUCAAAGGCAAAAAAAAGUGAUGCUGAAACUGAAGAUAUCACUGGAGAAGCUCAUGUUACUGAAUUACAAGUUGAAGUAAGAUCUCCUGAAGUUGUAACCAUCUCAAGGGAACUUGACAGUGAAAAAAUCUCAGAACAAAAAGUUAUGCUUCCUCAAGAGGAUGUUAGAGUACAGAAAGAACAGCAGUCUACCACUGACCAAUUAAUGGGUGGCAGGAAAGCUAGUGACCUGGAGCCCAAAAUGUAUGCUGAUAUAGUUAAAGAUGGUGCAGAAGGACAAAGUUCUCAAACUGGGUUCAUUGGCGCUAUCCCAAAGAUGGAUAUUGAUAGAAACAUCCCUAAAAGUGAGAUGACCAUUCAACAACCUGAAGUCAUACCAGACACUAUAGCAGUGGCUGAGGUACCAUCUACUGAAAUUACUAUGGGAAAGAAAAUUGAUGCUACUAUUACAGAUCCAGAACCUUUACAAAGCCUUGAUACACAACCUGAAGAGAUGGGGACUGAAAAGAAGUCACCCAAAAAGGAUUCUCAGGGAAAAGAAAGUAUAUUCAAAAUGCCAACAUUCAGUGUGCCUUUGUUUGGAUGGUCCACCACAAAGAGCAAUGCCAUUGUUCCCGGUAUUGAAUCUGACCUAGAAGAGCCUGCUGUUACUCUUUCCAAAGUUAAAAUGGAUGUUUCAAUCACUGAUGAAGACUUUGAAAUCAUUGAUUUCCCAGUUGAGGGCUUUGAAAAAGAUUUGCCUAAAGAAGGUGAAGUGAAAGCAGAAGAGAAAACAAGUAAAACAAAAGCAUCCAAAUUCAAGAUGCCAAAAUUUGCCAACUUGCGCAGUAAAUCUCAGGAUGUAGAAAUUCAGGUUGAUUCACCAAAAGUGCAGACUGAGGUGUCAUUAGUUAGACCCGAGGGAGAAACAUCAGGAAUCCAAGUUCAGGAUAAAAAACCUGGAGAUGCAGAAGAAAGUUUCCAAAUGCCCAAAUUCAAAAUGCUCAAGUUCACACACAGAAUUUCUGAAGGAGAAAAACUGACUUCAGAAGAGACAGUGGAUAUAAAGGAUACUGCUGAUGAUGAUAUUUCUCAAUUGCAGUUCAAGACUACCUUCCCUGAAGAAAAAGGAGAUGAUAUUCAGAAAUCAAAAGUCAGAAUUACAACACUGUCUGAACCUGACAUUCAGAGACCACAAGUUGGAAGUAAAUUCCAAUCUACAGACUCUUCUUUUGUGGAUACAACAGUGUAUGUGCAUAAACAAGAGCCAAAGGAAUUCAGUGCUGAAUUUCUUAAAGAGAAAAUAGAGACUAUGGACAGUAAUGUUCAAAAGUCAAUCGCUAAAAUUACAACACUGAAGGAGCCAGAUAUUCAAAGAGCACCACUUGAAAUUAAACUUCAGCCUGAUGAUCCAUUUAGUUCAAGUGAACCAGUGCAGGUUAAAGGAUCAAUCACUGAAAGUAAAGAAAUAAGGAUGGAAAGUAAAUCUACCUUUGGUUGUGGUGAUGAUGCUGAAAUACAGGAAUCUUUCUCCACUCAAAUAGUAAAAGAAUCUGAGAUUCCUCCAUCAGAAGUUAAAACUGCUGCCUUUGGAUUUUCGCUUCUCAAAGUGAAAAUCCAGGAAUCACACGUGAGCUUAGAUGUACCAGUCAAGUUAUCUUCUACAAAAUGUAUGGGUGAAAUAUUUGAGGAUAAGGAUCAUCAACUUUCAGGUACAGGAGAAGCAGCACAAAAGGCUGGUUUGAGUGAAGUGAAACCAUCUGAUAAAGAUAAGGAUAUAACUUAUGAAUAUAUUGAAGGAACAUCUUCUGCUGCAACACUGACGACGCUUAAAUCUUUCACAGUUGACGUACAGUCUUCUAGUGAAUUUGCAGAGAGUCACUCUGAGCUAAUAGAGAUAUCUAAAUCUGCUAUAGAAAUUGCAGAGGAAACGGCAUUUGCAAGUAGUACAGACGAGGUCACAGAUGAAAAUGAUAGUAAGAGAUCUGGUAGAUUUAAACUUUGGUUUCCAAGUAUUGGGUUUUCUCCCACUACGGAUGACACAACAUCAGAUUCAAAACCUGAAGCUCAGCCGAAAGUACAGCCUGAUGAUUCAUCGAAAUUAGACAGUGACACUGCCAAAGAAACUGAAAAAACAGGAUGGUUUAAAUUUCCUAAAUUAGGUUUUUCAUCUCCAACAAAAAAGAGCAAGGAAGUGGGCAAAGAAAAGGAAACAGAUUCAAAAGAAGGAAAGGGUGAAGAAAGUCCAACAGACAAAAAUGAAACUUUCUUUGAUGCUCAGGAAACCUUAUCACUCAAAGAAAAAGAAGAAAAUGAAACCUCAGGUGAUAUGUCAUCAGAGCCCAUUGUUUCAUCUUCAGCAAGAACUGAACUGAUCCUCUUAGAGAAAGGGAAAGCCGAACCCAAACACACUCCUGAAGACUCAUCAAAAUAAAAGUGUUUCUCCCUCCAUAGAAAUAAAAAUACAAUAUCAUCUUGAAAAGUAUUUUUUAAAAAAUCAAAAAAUAAUAUUGCCGUCAUUUCAGCAAAAUAAAUAAAAUGCUACCUUAAAAUGAUCUUUAAAAUACUUUAUAUUGCAAUAGUGUUUAUAAGUUCAAGGCAUAGUCUUACGUGUCUAACAAGUAUUAUCUGCAGUAUGAAAUACAUGUAUAAGAAAAUCCAGACAGAUGAUGGACCCCACUAUUGAUUAAAUAUAUACAUAGUUCCAGUGAAACCAACCAAGAUAUUGUCUGCUAAUUUCUGUAAAGAUAUUCUUUUGCCUGAUCUAUUUUAGAGAAACCAAAGCAAAGUGAGAGAUUAAAUAUACUGUUCUGAAAAUUACAGUGAUUUUGUGUGGGAUUAUUUGCAAAAAGUAAUAAGAAAUUAGUGCUGCGAGAAAUAGAAAUAUAUUUCUCCUUUUUUAGACUUAUUUUUUUAACUACAUUUAUGCUGCUAUCUUAUUAAAAACAUCAUUCUUAAACUACUCACUCUAAGUAAACUAGAUAAAUGGAAGUAAGAAUGUAAAUUUUAUAAAAGUUACUCUUUUUCACCCAAUACAAUUAAUUGAGUCAGUCAAAAAUAUAACAGCUGGAUUUGCACAUCCAAAAUUUGAUUAGUUUUUAAACUUAAUUUUUUUUCUAAUUGGCAUGUGAUGUGAACCCAAUCUACAAGCCAAGAAAAUGGGUUAAUUCAGUAGCAUGCUUGGUAAAUAAAGCCCAUCAUCUCAUCCACAGUUCAGGUGAAUUAUUGGGAGCUACAGCAAUUGUGUAUCUAUUAUAAAUCUAUGUUAUUGCCUGUGGUGACUUAGUGCCAUAUUUUCUAUUAUAUUGUGCUGACAAAGCUUCCAAUUGAUAGAUAUAUCCUAAGCAUUUACCAGAACAGCCUAUCUAAUUCAAAUUGCUUUUGAAUUGUCUGUAAAAUCAAGAAUCUUAAUGCUGAUAUAUUAAGAACUUUGUUGGUACUCCAUCUCGUGAUUAACUGUGUGCCUAGAAGUCAACAUCCACUCCCUUGUUGCCACUACCUGUGAGUUUUCCAAUGUGCUAAGCAACAAUUUAAGGUUUUCAUGCUUCUCUAGAUUCUUAUCAGAUACAAUAAAAAAUAGCAUUCUUCAUACGACAUAAUGAUAAUGCAUUCAGUUUACAACAGGAUAUUACUGCCAAGUAAUAAAGCGAAUUUCCCCUAUUUUAAUUCUAACACUUUUAAUCACUAAAAGACAAGAUUCAUAAGAUCAAUCUACCUUAAUAAAAAUAAUCUUUUGAAUCGAUCAAGAUGGAAGUCCUAAAAAUGGGGUCUGAAGGGGUUUAAUGUCGAGUACUUCAGCGUGAUAUGAUUAUAAAUUGGAAUUCAAAUAACCUGAGAAGACAAGAAUUGUGUGUGGUGUCAUCUUUGAACUACAAAGUAUAAAUAGAAGAGGACAAGUACACAUGGUUUUAAAGAGUUCUUGGAGAUGUAUAGUUAUUAUUGGAAUCUGGAUUAUAUGAUUUCUUUUUUAUAAAUAUAUAGUUUACAAAAUACAUAUUUAAAAAUUAUACUAAUUUAUGACAAGAAUGUAGAAUAUAUUCUGGUUAUGCUGCCAAUAUGGAAAUAAAAGCAGUAUUGUUUGUAUUGUGAUAAUCACUCUGAUUACAAAGUAAUACUGUUUUAGCCACACGAAGAUGUGCUUAUCUGACAAUGCUGGAAGUCUUAAAUAAACCUAUGCUUGACUCAUA